Molecule: messenger RNA, 813 nt
Organism: Vicia faba (fava bean)
Lineage: Eukaryota; Viridiplantae; Streptophyta; Magnoliopsida; Fabales; Fabaceae
Source: the annotation of a GenBank genome assembly
AUGGAUUCGGGUAUGGGAUCCGAAAACUACUACGCACACGGAGGCAAGAUAAUGCUAUCCACCGUCAUCAUUCUCUUCAUCAUCACCGUCACACUCCUCUCUAUUCACCUUCUUAUCCGAUGGCACCUUCUCCGUAAUCGCAACCGUCAACAACACCUUCGGCGUGCACGCCACAUUCGACGUCAGUCGUUUGUUUUUUACUUUGAGCACGAUGUUCCUGGCUCGCUGAGGCUUGAUGUCUCUCGCGGCCUCGAUCCCUAUGUCAUAUCGUCUCUCCCUGUGUUCAAAUAUUCUUCUGAGUCACAGCCGGAUCAGGUGGAUUGUGCUGUUUGUUUGUCGGAGUUUGAGGAAGGAGAAAUGGGCCGUGUUUUGCCGAAGUGUAAUCAUAGUUUUCAUGUUGAUUGUAUUGAUAUGUGGUUUCAUUGUCAUUCUACGUGUCCGCUUUGUAGAAAAUCGGUGGAGCUUCUUCCUGUUCAAGUAACUGUGACUCGGCCUGAAGUGACGAUUGAUGUGUGUGAACCGGAGCUGGUUUCGGGUUCGAGUUUUCGGGAAGAAACCAACGGGAUUGAACCGGAGUUUACUUCUUCUUCGUGUUCUAAUGAGAAGCAAUCUUCGUUAGUUGGCGUCACAGUCGAUGUUCCGGGAACGAGCGAGUGUGCGUGUGACUCUUCGUCGUCUUUCCGGUCGCCGAUGAGUCGGGUGUUGUCGUUCACGAGAAUUCUUAGCAGAGAGAGGAAAUCGAGCGUUUCGGCUACGUCAGACUGUGUAGUGGAGUUAGAUGCAGAACGAGGUGGAAGGGAGGAGACUCAUUGA